UAUGUAUAUCUACCUCUCCCCUAUAUAAGUAUCUCUCCUACACACUUUAUUCCGGCGAAUCAAAAUAAGCUAUACUGUUCUAGCUACCCACUUUGGACAAUUCUCCCAAAUUUUCACGUUAAAAAGGAACGACAUCUGUUUCAACAAGGGCCGCAGCAGCCAUGACGGUGUCACCUUCUAUUGCCUCUGCUGCACAGAGUGGCCGAGUCCUCAUUAUCGGCGCCACCGGCUUCAUCGGCAAGUUCGUCGCCGAAGCCAGCCUCGACUCCGGCCUUCCCACUUACGUCCUCGUCCGACCCGGCCCGUCUCGUCCUUCCAAGUCAGACACCAUCAAGUCCCUCAAAGACAGAGGCGCCAUCAUCCUCCAUGGGGUGAUGAGUGAUAAGCCAUUGAUGGAGAAGCUACUGAAAGAGCAUGAGAUCGAGACAGUCAUAUCAGCCGUGGGUGGUGCAACAAUUUUAGACCAGAUCACCCUAGUCGAAGCCAUUACUUCUGUAGGAACGGUCAAGAGGUUUCUGCCGUCGGAGUUCGGGCACGACGUGGACCGGGCCGACCCGGUGGAACCGGGUCUGACCAUGUAUUUGGAGAAGCGCAAGGUGAGGCGUGCGAUUGAGAAGAGUGGGGUCCCUUACACGUACAUUUGUUGCAAUUCUAUUGCUUCUUGGCCCUACUAUGACAACAAGCAUCCUUCCGAGGUUGUUCCACCGUUGGAUCAGUUCCAGAUCUACGGUGAUGGCACGGUUAAAGCCUACUUCGUCGACGGCCCUGAUAUCGGAAAAUUCACAAUGAAGACGGUGGACGACAUCAGAACUAUGAACAAAAAUGUUCACUUUCGACCUUCAAGCAAUUUGUAUGAUAUCAAUGGACUUGCUUCACUGUGGGAGAAGAAAAUUGGUCGCACCCUCCCAAGAGUUACCAUAACUGAGAACGACCUAUUGGCUAUGGCUGCAGAGAACCGUAUACCAGAAAGUAUUGUAGCCUCGUUCACUCAUGAUAUCUUCAUCAAAGGUUGUCAAACCAACUUCCCCGUUGAAGGUCCGAAUGAUGUUGAUAUAGGCACUCUCUACCCUGAAGAGUCUUUUAGGACUUUGGAUGAGUGCUUCAAUGAUUUUCUUGUCAAAGUUGGGGGGAAGCUAGAGACUGAUAAACUUGCCGCCAAGAACACGGCGGCGAUCGGAGUUGAACCUAUGGCAUCACGGCUACUUGUGCCUGAAGAACAUUCCAUAUCCUAAUCACCAAAGACAUUGUCCUGUUACUCCCCAGAAAAGUUAGUUCCACUAUUUGUUUAGCAGUCCCACGUCUACUUCAAAGAGAAUGUGCUAAUUUCAUUAUUUGCCUAUUUGGUAAAAGCAAGGAAGCUGCAUUUUCAUCUGCACAUGAAAAUGAUCCAGCUGUUGUUAUGAUUGUUUGGUUAUUCAAUGUAAUAGUUUGCUCAAUUAUGUGAAAUAAUUGAUGAAUGUUAAUAAUGUUCAUCUCUUCUUAUGAAUUGCGCAAGCUUCAAACUCUAAUAGUCCAAUUUAAUUACCGAAAUUUGCAUAGAUUUUAUGUGUAGCCUAUAAUAAGCAAUAUUCAUACAGUAAUUUACCAGCGAAUAUAUGAGAUCUUCAUCAUGUUGGUGUC
This is a messenger RNA of Fragaria vesca subsp. vesca, 1620 nucleotides long. Its product is annotated as leucoanthocyanidin reductase-like. Gene Ontology annotation, molecular function: oxidoreductase activity. Lineage: Eukaryota; Viridiplantae; Streptophyta; Magnoliopsida; Rosales; Rosaceae. The record is from RefSeq and is a predicted model, not a curated record.